AUGGUAAGCCCUCAUUGCUGCUUCCAAGCCAACCCCAGGGUGGAGGCCGUUCUCCUUCCUCCCGGCGACAAACGCUGCUGGUGGCACCCGACUGGUGAUUGUGAUGCACCAAGUACCCGGCAAGACGGAGCCACCUCCAUCCGAUCGAUCCGCAGCCUUGCUCCCCUCCUGGACCGUGUCCUGGUCCAGCGCGUCAAGGCCGAGGCCAAGACGGCCAGCGGCAUCUUUCUUCCCGAGUCGAGCGUCGAGAAGCUCAACGAGGCCAAGGUCAUGGCGGUCGGCCCCGGUGCCCUGGACAAGAAGGGCAACCGGCUGCCGAUGGGCGUCAGCGUCGGCGACCGUGUCCUGAUCCCCCAGUUUGGUGGUUCGCCCGUCAAGGCCGGCGAGGAGGAGUACCAGCUGUUCCGCGACAGCGAGAUCCUGGCCAAGAUCAACGAGUAA
Drechmeria coniospora is the source of this 441-nucleotide messenger RNA. RefSeq lists its product as uncharacterized. Lineage: Eukaryota; Fungi; Ascomycota; Sordariomycetes; Hypocreales; Ophiocordycipitaceae. The transcript is spliced from 4 exons. Gene Ontology annotation, molecular function: metal ion binding; ATP binding; protein folding chaperone. The coding region runs from base 1 to 441 and encodes 146 amino acids. The record is from RefSeq and is a predicted model, not a curated record. Gene Ontology annotation, cellular component: mitochondrial matrix.